Molecule: messenger RNA, 1583 nt
Organism: Bactrocera oleae (olive fruit fly)
Lineage: Eukaryota; Metazoa; Arthropoda; Insecta; Diptera; Tephritidae
Source: RefSeq, a predicted model, not a curated record
UUAUCGAUUACAGCCUUCUUUAUGGGCGGCGUUGCCGGUUUUGGCGUAACUGCUGGUGCUCAUCGCUUUUGGACACAUCGUUCCUUCAAGGCCAAUGUACCGUUACGUAGCAUAUUGAUGCUUUGCUUCUCGGUGGCCGGGCAGAAUACGCUCUACGAUUGGGUGCGUGAUCAUCGUGUACAUCACAAAUACUCGGAAACCGAUGCUGAUCCACACAACUCGAAUCGUGGUUUCUUUUUCGCUCACGUCGGCUGGCUUAUGAUGCUGAAGCAUCCAGAAGUUUUACGUCGCGGCCGUCAACUGGAUUUGAGCGAUGUAAUGAACGAUCCUGUCGUGCAGUUCCAUCAGAAAUACUUUAUACCCUUGAAAAUAAUGCUCUGCUUUGUAUUGCCCACCAUGGUGCCAAUCUACUUUUGGGGUGAGGAAUUCCAUUUGGCCUUCAUUACACAAUGUCUCUUCCGUUAUGUUAGCAGUUUGAACUUCACAUGGUCGGUGAAUAGCGCCGCUCACAUGUUCGGCACACGGCCUUAUGAUAAUCGCAUCAGACCCACUGAGAACAUUUACGUCUCUAUCAUUGCCAUGGGUGAAGGCUGGCACAACUAUCACCAUGUUUUUCCCUGGGACUACAAAGCAGCUGAACUUGGUAACUAUUUUGGCAACUUCACCACAAUGAUUUUAGAUGCCUUCCAUCGUAUUGGUUGGGCUUGGGAUAUGAAGGAACCGUCGAAGGAUUUAGUGCGUCGCGUUAUUGACAAAUAUGGUGAUGGCACACACCCCACGACAGAUAGGUCAACUGAAACACCAUCGGUUGGACAUUUUCAUUAUGCGGAGAUACCCGAUCCUGAAUUUGACGCAUCCGAUGCUGAGUCGAGCAGCACGGAGAGCACAAAGCUAGAUGAGAAUGAGAAUUUGAAGAAGAAAGUGCAAACGUAGAAUUCAGUUAGUAGUUGGUGAUUAAAAUGCUAACUAUGGACUGGGUGUAAGUGAGCGUGAGACGUCAGAGCUCCUAAAAAUAUGGACGUGUGGCUGUUUAUUUAAUUUUUUUUUCAUAAUGCGUAAGUAAGUGCAUAUGUCACAUGCAUAUAGUAUGUAUGUAUUGGCAUAAAUAUGUGCUUAUAAUAAAUAAUGGGUGUUCCGUUUAUGCAUAGAUAUACAUACUUAUACAUACAUUAUAGAAAUUAUAUUUGCAUAAUUAUCUAGAAACAAAAGCCGGGUAAGAUACAUAUGUAUGUCAUUCGUUUUUUGUCGGGUUAAGUGGAAUGCACAUUCAAGCACUUUGGAAUAAAUAAAUAGGUUUUUAAGUGAAAAUAUGACAAAUGCGUCACAAGUAAAAGAUAUUCUAGUAGCAGCAUGUAAGAAUCUUAAAUUUAUGAAACAUUUUUUGUACUAUGUAAACACACAAGCGAGAUAAUUGUGCUGCAAAUGAUUUACAAUUAGUCAGUUAAGGCAACUUUCUCAAUCACAAUGCAAAUUUAUAUUACUAAAAUUAUUUUUAUUAGUAAGUAAGUGUGUUCAUUUGUGAACGAAAUUUUGAUGUACAAUAAAAAAAUAUAUCAAAUUAAAUUACUAAACGUUAAAAAAUA